This is a messenger RNA of Diabrotica balteata, 1473 nucleotides long. Lineage: Eukaryota; Metazoa; Arthropoda; Insecta; Coleoptera; Chrysomelidae. The record is from the annotation of a GenBank genome assembly.
AAAGACUUUAGAUGAGGAUGAGAUUGCUACAAUUUUAUCUGAUACUCUCAAAGGUUUGGAAUAUUUACAUUUAAGAAGAAAGAUACACAGGGAUAUUAAAGCUGGAAAUAUUUUAUUAAAUUCUGAAGGACACGCCAAACUUGCUGACUUUGGUGUGGCUGGACAAUUGACUGACACUAUGGCCAAAAGAAAUACUGUGAUUGGGACCCCAUUCUGGAUGGCACCAGAAGUGAUUCAGGAAAUAGGUUAUGAUUGUGUGGCAGACAUAUGGAGUCUCGGAAUAACUGCCUUAGAAAUGGCCGAAGGCAAGCCUCCUUAUGGUGAUAUUCAUCCUAUGAGAGCUAUAUUUAUGAUACCUACGAAACCUCCCCCCUCGUUUCGAGAACCCGACAAGUGGACCACCGAAUUUAUAGAUUUUGUUAGCAUUUGCUUGGUUAAAAACCCCGAAGAACGUGCUUCAGCCAGUGAUCUUCUUAACCACGAAUUUGUUAAAAAUGUCAAAUCAUCAAGUAUUCUAAACACAAUGAUACAAGAAGCUCAUGAGAUAAGAGAGAAUCAAAGCUACAAGAAUAUUCACACGAUAGCGAAUCUCCAAGGACUGAAUAAAAGUGUCAACGAAGAAUCUGAUGAAGACGUCGUUUUAGCGAAUCAGACGAUUGUUUCAUGCGCGGACGAAGGUACUUUAGUUCCUAGUAAGGGUGGUACGCUGAUACCUCUGUCACCCAGUGGCACUUUGGUAGAAAUAGAGUCUGAAUUAGGUACUAUGGUGAUAAACAGUGACGUGGAUGAUCAAACAAUGAAACGCCAUGACACCAAUUCACAAGGUGGAAAGAAGUACAGGCCAAUGUUUUUAGAACAUUUUGAUCGAAAGGAAGCUGAAGUUAAGGGAAAUGGGGUGUCUAGUCCUAUAACACUAGACACAAUUGACACUUCAACCGAACAACAAAAUUUUCAAAGUAACGUUCAGGUGAAGCUAGCAGAACCGCCUUCCCCGAUGCAGCAGGCUCAACCUAUAGAACAAAAACCCCAUUACCAUCAGCCUUUCACCGAUGGAGAUUUCGAAUUUUUAAAGUAUUUAAGUUUCGAAGAACUGCAACAAAGAAUGAACACUUUAGAUCUAGAUAUGGAGAGAGAGAUUGAUGAACUUCGCAAAAGGUAUCAGGUAAAAAGACAACCAAUUCUUGAUGCAAUGGACACAAAACGUAAGAGAUCACAGAACUUCUGAAGAUAUUCUUCUAUCGAUUGUUUUAGGGUGCUCAAAAAAGUUAUUUUAUACCUAUUUUGAUUGUACAGGGUGAAGCAAAGUUUUAUACGCAUUAUCAUUGAGAACUCAUCAAAAGAGAGAUAUUUUAAGAAGGUUUAUAUUAAGAGAGAAUAAGGUACUAAAGUUUUUAUUAUUAUUUUUUAAGGUAGUUUUAAAGAAUUUUUGACGAGUUCUUCAAAAUUUUGUUUAGUGUUUUAUUAAAGUUUUUU